GACGAUGCCAUGCCCUGUCGUGACCAGGCGGAAGCGGAUGCCACACACGGCGUUGCCCUCGCCAACAUCUUUGUGGAUGCACCAUAUAACCGCACGGGCUUCACGCUCGUCAGCACACAAGCUGACCGGCUAACCGCGGCCAUCGUGCGCCUCAGCCGCGCCGCCCUGCAACUACGCGACCUACGUUCCCACGUUGCCACCCACCCGCGACUUGGCAUCGUAGACCACAUUUCACUACACCCGCUGGGCAGCUUGUCUGAAUCGGCGGUAGCGGCGACGGCAGUAGCAGGGCAGAAGCCGUUGGAGCCGGCCCCGGCGCUGCCAGUGUAUCUGUACGGCUUUGCGCACCCCUCCCGGCGGUGUCUAUCAGAAGUACGGCGGCAACUGGGUAGCAACGGCAACGGCACCUACCAGCCGCAGCCGCAGCCGCCGCCGCUGCCGGACCCUGAUGACCUGUUGCGGUUCCCGCCGGACCUGGGCCCUUCAGAACCGCCACCACAGUCAGGAUUGGUGACGAUUGGUGCCGUGCCGUGGGUGGUGAAUUACAAUGUGCCACUACAGGACGUGGAUUUGGCGGAAGCGAAAUGGCUGGCGAGGGCGGUUUCAGAGCGAGGCGGUGGCUUGCCUGGCGUGGAGGCAAUGGCGCUGAAGCACGCGGACGACACGGUGGAGGUGGCCUGCAACCUCCUGGACGAGACACUCUCAUCCCCACAUGCCGUACAGGCUCGGUUGGAAGCUCUCGCCUCCUCCCGCGGACUGGACCAAUGGGCCGUGCUGUGGGGCUACCGCACCAACAAGAGCCCGGAGGAGCUGCUGCACGCAGCUGCAGCGGCCCUGGCCGCCAAAGCGGCGGAGCAGCGGCGGCGCGGGGGCUAG
Molecule: messenger RNA, 876 nt
Organism: Volvox carteri f. nagariensis
Lineage: Eukaryota; Viridiplantae; Chlorophyta; Chlorophyceae; Chlamydomonadales; Volvocaceae
Exons: 6
Molecular function (GO): folic acid binding; transferase activity
Source: RefSeq, a predicted model, not a curated record